CGGUGAUGACACGGACAUAAAGAAUCUGGAUGAAACCUUCAGGAAGAACCGGAAAUGCAACUUCCGCAGUUUGUUGUCUCCAGAAAAGGGGAAGAUGCUCCAACUUCUCUCCGAUCGAGAAAAACUGUUACAGGAAUUUGGCUGUUCAGACGUUCCAUCAGUGUUUGUGCUUUACAUUCUUUCUCACGGCGACAGAGAUGGAGUAAUCUUGACAGACUACGUCAAGGACGAUGUUCGCAAGAUAGUGGAUGAGCGGCGUGACGGCCAACUAAACCUGAGCGAGUUAUUUGUUUCCUUCACAACAACAGACGUGUUCGAGUCUCUGAAAAAGCUGACUGGUUUCGACGAAUGUCUGAAAUUUAUAAACUUCGGAUCAUGUAGAGGGGAGCUGAAAGACACAAUUUUUCCCGCAAUUGAUGAUAAUUUCAAUAACGCAAACUCUUGUCGAAUCACCUACAGCCCUCUGACGAGAAACACGGUUGUGUUCUUCUCAACGGUCGAAACGACCUUGGCCAAUCGAGACCCGGCAACAGGAACAACUUUCAUCCACCUUACUUGCAAGGUUCUAAAUUCUCUUGAGAAGGACGAGAGUCUCAUAAAUGUCCUGACAUAUAUUCAAAAUGAAAUUCACAAAGAUUCGGUCAAAGGAACCGCUGGACAGACUCCAGAAUUCAAGAUGUUUUCCCAGGACAGAAGUUUUGUCAUCUCAAAGAGUCCUCGGGAUUCCUCGAAAUCUGACGCAAUGAGCAUCAAACGCGAGUUUUACUCUUGGAAAUCAAGCACAGGGGAAAAUAUGCGACGCCGCCUUGCGCUUCUCUUUUCCGCUGUCACAGAGGGAAACAAGCAGUUGAAUGAAGUGCAAACCGCGCUGUCCCAAAACCUAGAUUUCGAGACCAGCAAACUGAAGCUGAGUGGAACGCCGUGGACGUCCAUUAAUAAAGCCUCGUGGCGAGACUUCGACAUUGGCUGCAUUUUUCUGAUUUUUUUUGGCCUUGUGACUGAAAACGAGGACACAAAUGAGGUUUGCGUGCAGGUGGACGGUCAAGAAACUGCAGUAGUAUCUCAAAUACUGCUUGAAUUUAUCGGGCCAAAAAACGACCAGUGGAUUGGAAAACCAAAAUUAUUAUUCUUUGUGAACCAGGAAACGACUUCUUCUGCUGACGCGUCCGGAUUUAUACAGCCUUACAUGAGAAUAUCCGCAACAAACCACAGUGGAUGGUUAGUCCUAGUUUUGCACAACAAGGAUGAUCUUCAAAAGCUGAUCGAAAUCUUCAAUGGGCAAAAGGUGAAAACGGAGAAGAGUCUGCAAGAAAUUCUCGCAAGUCUGCUCAUUUCCGAAUCAAAGGAAAAUCGGGAUUUUCUUAACUCGACGCUCCAGUAUCCUCUCAAUUUUCCUGACUGGCCCAGUUCUUUUGUUCAACUUAGCUUUUCAGUGACAAAUUCUCAAAAAAAUAAAGAAUAUCACGUCAGCUUCGACAGCUUGGUGAAGAAAUCAGCAAAAGAAAAACAAAUUUGGCUCUUGAGUUCAGUCGCAGGAACAGGAAAGACGACAAUCCUCAGGGAGAUGGCUUUUCAACUCGGGAAACUAAAUCCACAAUUCAAAAUUUUACGCAUUUCACUCCCGAGAGUUCCGUUCAGUUCUCUAGACAGGAAUGUGACUGAGAUUGAAUUUCUCGUGAAAGCCACUAAGAAUUCGAAAGAGGAAAUCAUAAAAAGCAUAGAAAAAAAGCAAUGUGUUGUGAUUCUUGAUGGGUUCGAUGAAAUUACCCGUCCUGAUAACCAAGAAAAAACAUUGAGAGUUAUCGAAGCUCUAGAAGAGGAGCUGAUAUCCGUAUGGAUCGGAACGAGACCUAACGCAGCAGAAGCUAUCCAAAAGCAAACAUCAAAAGCUGUAUUAGUAGAGAUUGAACCCUUGAAUGAAGAGCAGCAAAUGGAGUUGUUUCAGCUGGAGACGGGCAAGAGUCGAGACGAUUGGGAAGAUUUCUUAAAAAAAAUGACAUCAAAGGACAUCUUGAGAAAUCCUUUGCACCUUUCUUUGGUUGCCAAGUACGGGGCCGAAGGAAACUUGUACCAAAUCUACGACAAGGUCGUGCAACACAAAGUGAAAGACACUCUGAUCAGGAAAGCAGUUGACAAGAACAAUGAAGCCGAUUUUGGAGAAAUAUUAGCCUUUGCUAUAUUAGAUCUUCAAAAGUUGGCAAGCAACCACAUCAGAGGAGUUGAACUUCCUGAUUACGCGAAAGACGGCCUAGAAAAAAACAAUUACUAUGGCAUUGCCUCGUUUCAAAACAACCAUGUUAUUUUCAUUCAUCAGACUUUCGCCGAAUUUCUCGCAGCCCAACAUUUCCUACGUGAAAUCGAGAAUAGUGGCGAUUGGGACAUCCAAAGCAGCACUGAAAAUAUUGCAGAUUUAUUUUUAGGGGAGUCGUUUUCGUGGUGCAGAAAGUUUGUCAAUCUGUUCUAUUCCACAGUUUUGAAUGACGUGGAAAAAAUCGAAAAGCGCAGAGCAUCAAUUCUAAGAGUCAUGAAGUUGAAACCAGAUAUUUUUUUGGGUUUGAUUGCUUCCGAUGGCUGCAUAAAUAUUUUCAAAAUGGUUUACCCAAUUAUCACCUUCAGUGAAAACCAAGAGGGAAACCGUAUUACUGUUGCAAGGGAUAGGACUCUUUUGGUCAAAGCAAUCAAAGGUGCGGAAGAAAUUGCAAUCAUGCUGCUCGACACGGACUUGAUCCAAAGUGAUGAUGAGUUGCUUAUAAUUUUACUUCACCUGUUGAAGUCAGUAGCCAAGUCGAACGCUUGUCUGUUCUUUGAGAAGCUAAAAACAAAAUUUCCUACAUUGCCAGAGAUGAUCCACUCUAGAAAAUCUAUAAUAGAAGCUGGAGCGGUUGCAGCAAAAAAGAAUAACGGCGAAAUUCUUCAUCUGCUGCUGCAAAAUGGUGUCGACAAAGAUUUUCAAGGUGAUGAAGGUAGCACCCUAUAUUUGGCUAUUCACAAUGGAGCUAUAAAAUGCGUAGAAGUUUUGCUUAAGCAUGGCGCAAAAUUAGCCAUAGAUGAAGAUGGUGAAAGUUGGGAUCCUUUGAUGAUGGCUGUAGAAGAAAAUGAUCUAGACCUGGUCAAAUUCUUUUUAGAGGAAAACAUCAGUGGACUGCAAUGCAACAAAGAAACUUUCGAAAUCAAUAAAGUAAAAUCUCAUUUGGGUGCUUUACAUUCUGCUAUUAAAGAAGGGCACAAGGAAAUCGCGAAACUUAUAAUAGAAAAGUGCCCAAACUUGAAAAACGCGGAAUAUGGUGAUGAUGAAAGUCUUCUACGAUUUUCAGCUAAAAGUAAAUGUUUGGAAAUAUGUCAAAUGCUUAUUGACGAAGAAGGGGUUGACGUGAACACCUUACGACCAAUUGGAGAUCCAAGAGAUUGGUCCCGGAAGGACAAAUUAUGCAUGGACCAUUUCUUAAUUCUGCAGAAAAGUGACAUUAACAUGACAGACGAAAGAGGAAAAACUGCUCUUCACUGCGCUGCGGAACAUGGAUAUCUUGAACGUGUCCAAGAGUUGAUCCAUUCUGGUGCUAAUAUUCGAGCUGUAGACGAAAAUGGAUGGAAUGCUUUUCAUUUUGCUUGCAGCAAUUGGCGUUACCUUAAAGAAGACGUGAUUCGAUUGUUGCACAGCACUGAUAGUCAGCUGGCCAAGGAGAAAACUGGAAGUGGUCAAACAGGGCUGCAUAUUCUUCUUCCGAAAUCCAGCUAUUGGUUUUUUGAGGAAGCGCGUUUACUGGUCGAAGAGAUUGGAGUUGACGUAAAAGCAAAGGACAACAAUGGCUGCACUGCGUUGCGUAUUGCAGUUAAAAAAGGACUGAGAUUUGUUGACUAUUUGAUGACAAAAGAUAUCGACCUGGAAGUAAAAAACUAUUGUGGGCGAACGUGCCUUCAUGCAGCCGCUGAAAGGGGUGAUUUAGAGGCUCUGCAAACUUGGAUAGAACUGGGUGGAGACUUCAAUGUGGUUGACGAAAAAGGGAUGACUGCGUUGCAUAUUGCUGCUGAAAGCGGACAUUUGCAAUUUGUGAAAAAGAUUUUAGACUGCACGACCGAGGAAGUCCAAAAUCAAGAUAUUGGCGAGGGUUGUGUUGGAUCUAAACUGAAGGAGAUAUUAAACAGAUGGGACAGUAAAGGAAGGACAGCACUGCACCUUGCUGCAAAAAGAGGAAAUGUUGAUUUGGUAAAGUUGUUGCUUGAAAACAAUGCAGAUUUAACUCUAACGGACCUGGAAGGAAAGAAUGCAAUCCACUACGCUAUCAAAAACGAAGAAAUGUUACGAUUCCUCAAUGAGAAGAACGGAGAUCUUUUGAAGCAGCGUACAAAAGAUGGAGACACAACUCCACAUCUGGCAUUGAGUUGGUAUGGUGCUGUAACAGAAGAGAUCGCUCUGUGGAUUAUAGAACAAGUAGACGACACCGUUUUAAACGCGAAAAAUUCUUCUGGCCAUACACCACUCUUACUGGCUUGCGAAGAAGGGUGUUGGAGAGUCACCGAAUUGCUGCUGAGCAGAAAUGUUGAGGUCAAUGCCUCGGACAUACUGGGAAAAACUGCAAUGCACUACACCGCAGAAAAAGGAAACUUGGAUUUCAUGAGGCUUUUGCUUCAGAAAGGUGCGGAUUUGACUUUAACAGACAAGGAGGGAAUGAGCGCAUUGCACCACGCCGCAAAAAAAGGAAACUUGUGUGUAGUGAAGCUUUUGCACGAGAAAGGUGCGGAUUUGACUCUAAGAGACAACGAGGGAAAGAAUGCCUUGCACCACGGAAUAAAUCACUUGGAGGUAUUUUCAUUUCUUCACGAGAAAAACAAUGAGUUGUUGGGACAGCGUCUUAAAGACGGAGACACAACCCUCCAUUUGGUAUUAAAAACGUGGGACAUUGACACUGACAAAAUUCUUUGGCUCGUUGAGCAAUGUGAAAAUGACUUGAAUGUAACAAACAGCGAGGGUGAGACACCGCUAAUGCUGGCUUGCAAGGAGGGAGAAUGGAUUGUUGCUAAAAUUUUGCUGAAAAAAACCGUUGAUACAAACGCAAGAGAUAAAAAUGGAAGAACGGCCCUGCACUACGCCGUUCAAUUGGAUGAAGACUGUGGGAUAAGAUAUUCAAAUGCUUUUGAUUUAAUGCUAGAGUUGCUCAAAAGAGGCGCAGAUUUGGCUCAGACAGACAACGAAGGGAAGAACGCAUUUCACCAUGCGAUAAAAAACUUUCACAUGGCUCUAUUCAUUCACAAAUUAAAUGGUAAUUUGGUUAAUCAGCGUUUGAAAAAUGGAGAUACCUCUCUACAUCUGGCAAUCAAAUUAGACAGAUACUCGAAAGAAGACGUUCUUAUUUGGCUUGUGGAGCAAUGCGAAAAUGACUUGAAUGUAACAGACAGCGAGGGACGUACACCGCUUCUGCUGGCUUUCAAGAAGAGAAAGUUGAUUAUUGCUAAAAUUUUGCUCGCAAAAACCGUUGAUAUAAACGCGAGAGAUAAAAAUGGAAGAACGGCCCUGCACUACGCCGUUAAAUUGUAUUCAUUUAAAAGGCUAGAAGAUUCACCUUGUUUGGUGCAAGAGUUGUGCAAAAGAGGCGCAGAUUUGGCUCUGACAGACAACGACGGGAUGAACGCAUUUCACCAUGCAAUAACAAACUCUACCAUGGCGUUAUUCAUUCAUGAAUUGAAUGGUGAUUUGGUUAAACAGCGUUUGAACAAUGGAGAUACCACUCUGCAUCUGGCAAUCAAAUUAGACGACGACGACAGGGAUGAUGAGUUUCUUGUUUGGCUUGUGGAGCAAGGUGACGUUGAUUUGAACGCAAGAAAUGCUUUGAACGAAACCCCGCUGAUUCUUGCUUGCAAGAAAAAGCUCUGGAAUAGGAAUUUCUUCGAAAAACUUUUGUCUAAAAUUGUGGAUGUUACCAUACGAGACAGUGAAGGGAAAUGUGCUCGUGACUACAUUGACGAAUCUUUUCCAACUCAUUUACUUAAAAGGUUUGAUGAACUCGAAGGAGCGGCACCUGGCUAAAAAUGCGAUUGAUUUAAAUUAGAGUUUUCUUUCUCAGAAUUCUGACCUGUUUGCUUUUUGUUGCUUCAAUUUUAAUUUAAGUUUGCAAGUUCCAGAUGAGCUAAUAUCGUUGUUUUCAUGGUGUUUUCUGAAAUGGUGGCUUAUUUUUAAAAUAUCACUUAAUUUUAAUGAUUGUACAUUUUACAUACCAACAUUUUAACUAGACAAGAAUAUAAGAGUUUUGGAGAUCCUUGUAUUUUAUUUAGACAUUAUUAUUUUUUAUUUUAUUUUUUUUUUGGUAAAAUAGGUAUUAAAUAUGCAUAGUAUCGGUUUUUAUGUAAAUGUUGCUUACAAAAUUUUAGUUUCUGUACUUUACUGGCGGUAAGGAAUAUAAUGAAAGCGUUAUUCAAUAAAAUUUAAAACACUUUUUGAAUGA
Messenger RNA from Cloeon dipterum, 6437 nucleotides. RefSeq lists its product as uncharacterized. Gene Ontology annotation, molecular function: cysteine-type endopeptidase activity; protein binding. The record is from RefSeq and is a predicted model, not a curated record. Bases 95 to 6022 code for a protein of 1975 amino acids. Gene Ontology annotation, biological process: proteolysis. The transcript has 8 exons. NCBI's taxonomy places the organism in Eukaryota, Metazoa, Arthropoda, Insecta, Ephemeroptera, Baetidae.